This is a messenger RNA of Prionailurus viverrinus (fishing cat), 1969 nucleotides long. It is a transcript of the gene MGME1, whose product is annotated as mitochondrial genome maintenance exonuclease 1. The record is from RefSeq and is a predicted model, not a curated record. The coding region runs from base 336 to 1361 and encodes 341 amino acids. Gene Ontology annotation, cellular component: mitochondrion. Gene Ontology annotation, biological process: mitochondrial DNA replication. NCBI's taxonomy places the organism in Eukaryota, Metazoa, Chordata, Mammalia, Carnivora, Felidae. The transcript has 5 exons. Gene Ontology annotation, molecular function: single-stranded DNA exodeoxyribonuclease activity.
UCUUCCUUAAAUUCGAUUUCCACACGAGGGGCCGCAGCCGUCCAGUCCCCACCCCGUGGUUCCACACGUAGGGCGGAGGCGGAGGCCGCCUUCUGGGGAUCACGUUGGUGGGCCCCGCUGACCACCGCUUACCCGCUCGGACCUGGUGGGACCCUUCAGAAGCUCAGUUUCCACGUCUGUAAAACGGUGUCGCAGUAGUACCCACCUUAAAGCGUGUAAGGGCUUAAAUGAGAAGUCUCCGCCCGGAAUACCUAGCAGAGAGCCUGUAGGAGUGCAAAAAUAAAAGGACCUUAACAUUGCAAGUAGACUAGAGGGAAGUGAAAAAGCAUCUAAAGAUGAAGGCGUUUCAGACCAUCUGCCGGCAGCUCAGAAGUUCAAAGGGGUUUUCUGUAGAACCAACGACCCGUGUGGAUUUCUCCACUUCCUCUUAUUCCUGUAGCCGGAAGAAAAAAGUGAACCCUUAUGAAGAAGUGGACCAAGGAAGGUAUUCUGAUUUAGUACAGUCUGUCUUGUCAUCCAGAGGCCUUGCUCAGACUCCAGAAUCAUUGUUCGAGGAGGAUAAUUUACUGUAUGGACCUGUGAGUAAGUGUAAGCCCCCAAAGCAAGAUGAGGCGGCAAAAGUUCCAGGAAACUGGUGUCCUCUCUUCAAUCCAGAGAAAAGCAUGAAACCAAAUGCAACAAGUACUCCUACAAUUCCUUUGAGAAUCCCUUUGCAAAGAAACACGAUUCCAAGUGUGACCAAGGUCCUUCAACAGACCAUGACAUCAGAACAGAUUUUCUACUUGGAGAGGUGGAAACAGCGGAUGAUUCUGGAAUUGGGAGAAGAUGGCUUUGCAGAAUAUUCUUCAAACAUAUUUUUACAAGGGAAACGGUUCCAUAAAGCCUUGGAAAGCAUACUUUCACCCCAAGGAGACUUGAAAGAGAGAGAUGAGAAUCUUGAAUCUGGAUAUGUCGAAAGUGUCCAGCAUAUUCUGAAAGAUGUCAGUGGAGUGCGAGCUCUUGAAAGUGCUGUUCAACAUGAGACCUUAAAGUAUGUAGGUCUGCUGGACUGUGUGGCUGAGUAUCAGGGCAAGCUGUGUGUGAUUGAUUGGAAGACAUCGGAGAAACCAAAACCUUAUAUCCGAAAUACGUUUGACAACCCGCUGCAGGUUGUGGCCUAUGUUGGUGCCAUAAAUAAUGAUGCCAACUACAGCUUUCAGGUUCAGUGUGGCUUAAUUGUGGUUGCCUACAAGGAUGGAUCCCCUGCUCACCCCCAUUUCAUGGACACUGAGCUCUGUUCCCAGUACUGGGCCAAGUGGCUUCUUCGACUAGAAGAAUAUACGAAGAAGGAAAAGAACCAGAAUAUUCAGAAACCAGAUUAGAGGACAGGACACUGUUUGGGAACAUUCAGUAGUUCCUCACAGUUUGGGAAGAUAUAUUGUUAUUUACUGUAGAGAUGUGACAGGAUCUAAGAGCUUCAUUACACAAGUGGAAGUAUUUGUUGAAAUGUAGUACAGCCAAAAAGAUUGAAAAGCCAGAAGAGUUUAGAUUUUAAAGGUUGGACUUGAGCAUAUAAAAAAAAAGCACAAGGAAGUAAGGUCUGUCACUUACCUGGAAAAGGGCAAGCAGGACUCACACAGCAUUGGUGUCCCUUGGACUCCCCCAACAAACUUUCUGUUAUCCCAAGGAGGAUGCCCAGUCUUUGAAUUGAGAUUGGAGAGGGUGAGGCUUGGUGUGCAAGAAGUUCCCUCAGGGUACCCUGGGAGGUAAGGGGCCACACGCCCCCAGGCUAUGUGUGGGGUGGGGGGAACUUGCAUCAGCCAACUCCUACUGCCAGUGCAGCCUCCUAAAACUGGUUUUAUAUAUUGAAGUUUUCUUUCUUUUUUUUAAUUUACUUUUAAGACAGAGCAUGAGCAGGGGAGGGGCAGAGAGAAGGAGACACAGAAUCUGAAGCACGUUCCAGGCUCUGAGCUGUCAGCACAGAGCCUGA